This is a messenger RNA of Oncorhynchus gorbuscha (pink salmon), 684 nucleotides long. Its product is annotated as receptor-type tyrosine-protein phosphatase mu-like. The record is from RefSeq and is a predicted model, not a curated record. The coding region runs from base 1 to 684 and encodes 227 amino acids. Gene Ontology annotation, molecular function: protein binding. The transcript is spliced from 5 exons. NCBI's taxonomy places the organism in Eukaryota, Metazoa, Chordata, Actinopteri, Salmoniformes, Salmonidae.
AUGCCUGAACAGGUCUGUCGCCUCCUCUUCCUCCUCCACCUGCUGGCCCCAGUCAUCUCCAGUCACCUCCAGUCACCGGGCCACAGUGAACACCCUCACUUCCUGACCAUAAAGGGUGUAGAGGUGAACGCUGGACAGACGGCCGCCUUCCACUGUACUGUCAACGGACGACAGAGAAACAACUUCAACCUCUGGUUACAGGGUAUUGGUGGACGCGAGGCCCCUAUGAAGUCCACUAAGCCGUGGAACAACAGACGCUUCAUUGGGACCUUCGACGUGGAGAACACCACUAAAGGAGACUCAGGACGCUACCGAUGCAUAGUCCACUCUGACAAAGGAGUUGGAGUGUCCAACUAUGGAGAACUCACCAUAAAACAGCCCCCGGUGCCCAUCGCUCCCCCCCAGCUCACAGCGGUCGGCGCCACCUACCUUUGGAUCCAGCUUAACGCUAACUCCAUCAACGGAGACGGUCCAAUCAUCGACCGAGAGGUGGAGUACCGUACGGUGUCAGGGACCAUGUACGACCUGCAGCCUGUGGACAAGACCACCCAUAAGAUAGGUCACCUGACACCAGACACAGACUAUGAGAUCAGUGUGCUGUUGACCAGGCCCCUGGAUGGAGGGACUGGGGCCCCGGGCCUCCUCUCAGGGCCAGGACCAAGUGUGCUGGUGAGUCCUAAAUAA